AGAAACGAGAGAGAGAGCACAGCACAGCGAAGACAGAAGAAGCUCUCCCUAAUAGGAGAGAAAGAUCGAUUCUAUAAGAGCAAGGGUGAAUUGAGAAAACUGAUCUGGGUUUCUUCCUUCCUUUUGAAGAUAUCUUCUCAUUUCCUAUGACAAGAAUCUCAUCUUCUUCAAGUUUUUGGGCUGCCUACUCUGUAAUGGACUUCUCUUCUUAGUAGUUUGAAGCGGUGGUUUUGUUGUCGAUUUCUCUGCGACAACCUUAGAUCUUGUGCUAUUUGCCUUUUCAGAUUGAGCGAUUUCCUCCAAUGGCAGGGAUGGAGAAGCUAACAAAGAAUCAAACAUCAGGUAGAGGUCCAGAAACCGAUUUUCUCCUACAGUGGGGGAACCGAAGGAGACUGCGCUGCGUGAAGAUAAAAGAAGACGACGCAUCAGAGAAAUCCGAUGGUGUGAUUAGGAAGAAAAUCACCUCUCGAGUUGAUCGGCGUGUCGUCAGAGGGGAGAAAGAAUCUCCUCUCCCUCCUCCGCAACCCAAUCCCAUUAACCGGAACUCCGAGCCGGUGACGCUACCAUCUACUGCAAGCGAGAAUAGAAAGUCAUCUUCGCCGGAGAAGGAGGACCGGUACUACACGACUAGAGGGUCUUUGGGUUUCGACGACAAUGGCAAGAUUUUCAUGGAUGCGGGAGAGGAUAGAGGGGUUGUUUGGCCCAAGUUGUUUAUUUCAUUGUCAAGCAAAGAAAAAGAGGAGGAUUUCAUGGCGAUGAAAGGCUGUAAGCUCCCUCAAAGGCCAAAGAAAAGGGCCAAGUUCAUCCAGAAGAGUUUACUUUUAGUGAGCCCCGGUGCAUGGCUCUCUGAUCUAUGCCAAGAGAGAUAUGAAGUGAGGGAAAAGAAGACAUCUAAGAAGAGACCAAGAGGAUUGAAGGCCAUGGGAAGCAUGGAAAGCGAUUCAGAAUGAGAGACAUUUCGUUUGGUUUUCGAUUUUUGGGGGUUUUUUCCCCCUUCUUUAUUUGGAUUUUCAGAGGAGAGUUGUAAGUUGUUAGAGGCUAUUAGCGAGGAAAAUUGAAGAAAUAGGGAGAAGAUAGAGAAAGAGAGCAGUCUCCGUUGCUUCUGUACAAAAUUGCUUUUGCUUUCCCCUUAGAAAUAAAAUGUUUCAAUUUCUUC
Telopea speciosissima is the source of this 1156-nucleotide messenger RNA. RefSeq lists its product as uncharacterized. The record is from RefSeq and is a predicted model, not a curated record. Lineage: Eukaryota; Viridiplantae; Streptophyta; Magnoliopsida; Proteales; Proteaceae. Bases 303 to 950 code for a protein of 215 amino acids. The transcript is spliced from 6 exons.